UAUAUUAUACCCUACACGACAUCCCCAACAAAACAUUUCUGGAUGUGUUAUUCUGUAACAUUUGCUUUAAAACGUAAACACAAGUUUAUGUCCAAGCCAUGACGGUUUCGUUAAAUUUGUAAAAUUUAAAAUAAAAUAAUAAACGAAUAAAAUAAUACACUAUUGAGCCUCUUAGAUAGCUUAUUUCCAGGUUAUUCUACCGUUCUCAGCACGUCUUCGUGGGGGUUUGUUCGUUUUGUUUUACGGUAGCAUUCGGUCGUACGGGCGACAAACGUUUCCUUGCCUUAACGUGUCAACAUCGAUAUCAAAAGAUGCGACACAAAACACAAACAGGAGGAUAACUGUUACAAAAUUACGGAGAGGCGACCGUAAAGUUUAAGAAGACCCUGAAACGCGUUCAGAUAGCGUCCAUCCCCGGAGUGUGACGGGCGGUGCGGUGACGUUAAACGAGCGGCCAUCGUGUCUUGAGGGUUGUCUUGGUGAGGAGGAUCCGUUGGCUAGCGGAACAACGGCGGCAGUGGAUGGUACAGAUUCGGCAUCAGUUACGAGCCUUUAAUCCGAGAUUUAAGGCUCCAGGUUGUCUUCAUGUAGAGACUCGGGUCGGUUCGCUGACAUGGAGUGGCAGACGCCAGCUGUUUCAGAGAAGUUCCAAAGCCGCUUUGGCCGCCGGCCGGGAACAUCAGACAGCGGGGACACUGGGAUCGGCACUUCCAGAUCUGACAGCACGGAAGAUUUCUGCAGCUCCAGCAGCAGCCCGUCCUUCCAGCCCAUCCGCAGUCAGAUCCCCAUCCCCACUGCACAUGUCAUGCCAUCCACAGCCGGCGCUUCGGCCUCAAAGCCCCGCUCCUUCGGCCAGGAGGACCCUUCGUCCUCGGCCGAGGGUCACAGGUCAUCCUCCGGUUCAAGGACCCCGAGCGGCUCCACGUCAAAGUCUUCCUCGCUCUCUAAAUCGGCCUCUUCGCCCAACUUGGACGCUCAGCCUCCUGUAGGAGCUGAUCAUGUGGGACCGAGGCCAGACUGCCUGAGCCGCUACCGCAGCCUCGUCAACGGGCUGGACCAGUCGCUGUUCCCCACAGACCAAACCAGGCUGGACGAGGGACAGAGGUUUGACACUCCGGCCGUGGAGCCCACUCUCAACCAGUCGGCCCUGUUAGGAGGGCUGUGUCCCGACGUCAGGUUCCGAUUACAGAGCGCCGGGAUUAGAGAGCCCCCAGACUCCGUGUCUGAGGCUUACAGGGGAGGAAUGGAGCAGAGCUACAAGGUUCUGCCUGAAGCGAGGCCCGGCCUCUCUGGAAUAGCAGAAACCUCUAAUCAGAGGGGGAGUCAGCCGGGCGCGGCCGGAUCUGCUGGGCUUUAUUCAAACUCGCUCAGUCUGCAGACUCAGGCUCUGCUGAGGGAGCACGCGGGUCCCAAAAGUUACGACCCACUGCGGCAAGACAGAUGUAGCGAACUUUCUGGCUGGCAGCAAAAACAGCAGCUGGAGACUUUACGCUUGCAAGUGGAACAAAUGCAG
This is a messenger RNA of Fundulus heteroclitus (mummichog), 1513 nucleotides long. It is a transcript of the gene cep85, whose product is annotated as centrosomal protein 85. The record is from RefSeq and is a predicted model, not a curated record. NCBI's taxonomy places the organism in Eukaryota, Metazoa, Chordata, Actinopteri, Cyprinodontiformes, Fundulidae. Gene Ontology annotation, cellular component: centrosome.